Molecule: messenger RNA, 330 nt
Organism: Temnothorax curvispinosus
Lineage: Eukaryota; Metazoa; Arthropoda; Insecta; Hymenoptera; Formicidae
Product: venom allergen 5-like
Exons: 3
Coding region: 1-330 (109 amino acids)
Source: RefSeq, a predicted model, not a curated record
AUGUCAACGAACGAGAAUAGAAAUUAUUGCCGUAUUUGUCCCGAUCACACCAUGUGCUUAUUUCCUUCCGACUGCGAGAGCGCAGACUGCAUUGAUAUGGAGAACAACAAUCUCGACGAGGAGGAUAUCGCAACUGUACUCGACAGUCAUAAUCUUUAUCGCGCCGUUAUUGCGAGCGGCAAGGAGAACCGUGGAAAUCCCGGGCCGCAGCCCGCCGCGAGGACCAUGAUGGAAUUGAUCUGGGACGACGAACUCGCCGUUAUAGCACGUCGAUGGGCGUUGCAGUGCAAGCUCUUCGAGAAGGAUCAGUGCCGAGACGUUGGCAAGUAA